Pyrenophora tritici-repentis Pt-1C-BFP is the source of this 938-nucleotide messenger RNA. RefSeq names its product CIA30 family protein. Lineage: Eukaryota; Fungi; Ascomycota; Dothideomycetes; Pleosporales; Pleosporaceae. Gene Ontology annotation, biological process: NADH dehydrogenase complex assembly. The record is from RefSeq and is a predicted model, not a curated record.
AAGCUUCGUGUCAUCAACUUCUUUUCUAUCACGAGCAAUUGACAACAUGGGAAACGAAAAGGAGCUCGUGCUGUUUGGAGGUGACAAGGGCUGGAAUGCUUCAGAUUGGACAGCGAGCGAUGACCGGGUCCGCGGGGGGAAGUCGCAGUCUUACCUUGACAUUGAAGGUUGUUCGGCGCGUUUUCACGGUAACCUCGACAUCACGGCUCUCGGUGGCGCCGGCUUUGCCAGCCAACGCACUACGGGGGAUGAUCGAUCCUGGAACCUAUCCGGCUACGAUGGCAUCUAUCUCACCUUAGGAAAGCACGAUGGCAAGAAGUAUACGUUGACGCUCAAAGACGAAAUCUUGCCACUUAUGGCAGAUGGCCGAGAACAAUCUUCGCUCAGCUACGAGUAUGAUUUCGAUUCCAAGGACGAGAUGGAGAUUUUUGUGCCAUGGCAGGCGAUGAAGCCGACGUAUCGCGGAAGGGAACAGGAAGAUGCGAAACCUUUGAACAAAGAGAGUGUCAAAAGGAUGAGUUUAAUGAUGAGGAGUUUCUUCGCACAGCAGGAAGGCGAUUUUGACCUCACCAUCAAUUCUAUCGGUGCUAUCUCGCAACCCAGCGAUGUCGAGAAGGGGAUCAGUUACCGCCCACGAGGCGUCGUUAUCGGCGAUCAGGAGGUUUGGUCAUGGAAAAACUCCAACCUUGUCGGACUGGCACUCAUUCUGGGGUCAGCUUGGGCUAUCUCCGCUGGAUAUUGCUGGUUCAAGGGUUAUGAUAUGAGUUUCAUGAGGUUCAAGAGGUGGUGGUUUGUUGUAAAGAAGUAAUCUCGUCGCCGGUCCUGUGAAGGUAUCACUUCCAAACGAUAUACUACGUCCAAUGCUGGAAACAAACUGUAAAUUCCUAUCACCAUUAAAUUACCACUAAAGAAAUAGUGAAGAAUGCCGAUAUCAUCUG